AUGGCAGCCAGUGUUUUGGGAAAGCGCUCUCGGGCAGUCGACGAAGAGCUGCCGCAGCGCACCGCCAGUAAGCGCCGCACUCGCACUCCCCGAGUUCACCAGGAGGAGAGCGAGCCACGGCCAAAACGCCAACUGCGAUCGAGGACAAAGGAUGGUCAGCCAGAUCAGGAGAAUGGCGAUGGGAACAAGGGUGCUGCGGACAUCGUGCCAUCCAAGCACACCCUUCGUGAUGGCCAGGGUGGGUCUCCGACCAAGAUCAAUUCGCAUUUCCGCAGCUCAAAGCCGGUAGAGGAGGAAAACGCCAAACCGAGUGGAGAAAUCGAGUUCAAAACACCACAGAAGUCGAGGUUCCGGGAUGCACUACAGCAAUCGCCCGUCACGCCCAGGCACCGAGUACAGGUGGGCGCAAAGUCCAUGACUCCACGCACCCCUCGCCAUAGUGAUGUUCUUCCGACGCCUCGGAAAAGUGCCACUCCCAGUGCGGCUCAUGUGUCGCAGUCGGUUUAUUCGCAGGCAAGGCAACUAUUUGCACGCGGUGCCACUUCAACCACAUUAGUUGGGCGAGACACGGAGCGACAAAAAAUAGUGUCCUUUAUUGAGGAGGGAAUCCGAUCCAGAAAAGGAGGAUGUCUCUAUGUGAGCGGUCCUCCUGGAACGGGGAAAAGCGCCAUGGUCCAAGAGGUGUGCCGAGACCUUGAUCUCUCCAUCGUUCGAGUGUCCCAUGUCAACUGUGUCAGCAUGCGAGCUGCGCGCGAUGUCUACAGCAAGCUGAUCCAGGACUUCGGAGAGGAGUCUGAAGUGUUCAAGAAGAGCGAGGCGGAUCAAUUGAAGGCAAUGUUCCUCCCCCCUAAGAAGAGAGAGGAUUUGUUCUUGGUCAGUCUGGACGAAAUCGACCACUUGCUCAUGGGUGGAGAUUCGGGCGUUCUACAGUCGCUGUUUGAAUGGUCGCUACAUAACAAGUCGAGCCUCCUGCUGAUUGGCAUCGCCAACGCCCUCGAUCUAACCGACCGGUCUCUUCCACAGCUGAAAGCAAAGAACCUGAAACCAACGCUCCUGGCAUUUUUGCCGUACAACGCUACCUCAAUCGCGAAUGUGAUCACCAGCCGCCUCCGGUCCUUACUUGUACCUGGAACGGAGACCGACCCCAAAUUCGUCCCCUUCCUCCAUCCUGCCGCCAUCCAGCUGUGUUCCAAAAAGGUGGCCUCCCAAACCGGUGAUCUUCGUAAGGCCUUUGAGCUGAUCAAGCGUGCCAUCGAUGUCAUUGAGCUGGAGACGCAGCAAAAGCUGGAGAAGAAGAAAGCCGAGGAGUUCGAGAACUCCGCGAUCCUAGCAGAGAACAAGAACUUGGCAUCCCCUGUCAAAGGAGGCUCGACCUCUCAGGCUGCUGUAACGAUGUCAUCUUACACUGCACUCACGGCACCGCGCGCCAGCAUCGCGCACAUUGCCAAGGUGACCUCCUCGGCCUUUGGGCAAGGCACCGUCCAAAGACUGCAGGGCUUGAACCUUCAACAGAAAGCAGCAAUAUGCGCUCUAAUCGCCCUCGAACGCAAACGUCGCGAAGGCGAGAUCCCCAGCACGCCGUCCAAGUCCCGAAUGGCAGCUCCAAGCAUUAAACAAGCCUUCGACACUUACUGUGCCCUUUGUCGAAACGACAACAUCCUUCAUCCUCUAACAGCUACCGAGUUCAAGGAUGUCCUGGGAAAUCUGGAGACAAUGGGACUGGUCGGCGAGUACCAAGGCCGCGGCCGCGGCGGGACUCUCGCCGCCGGCUCUGAUAUCCGCCGCACACCCUCAAAAUCGGGACACACACCCGCCACGCCUCACAAGGGUCUCGACGAACAAGGUCUUGUCUGCUUCGUUACCCAGAAGGAAAUUGAGAGCCAGAUCGCCGGUCCCGGCGAAGGAAUCCUACGUCGGCUGCUCCGAGGCGAGGGUCUUUGA
Messenger RNA from Penicillium lagena, 1941 nucleotides. RefSeq names its product AAA family ATPase CDC6. Gene Ontology annotation, biological process: cell division; mitotic DNA replication checkpoint signaling; DNA replication initiation. Gene Ontology annotation, cellular component: nucleus. NCBI's taxonomy places the organism in Eukaryota, Fungi, Ascomycota, Eurotiomycetes, Eurotiales, Aspergillaceae. Bases 1 to 1941 code for a protein of 646 amino acids. The record is from RefSeq and is a predicted model, not a curated record. The transcript has 3 exons. Gene Ontology annotation, molecular function: DNA replication origin binding; ATP hydrolysis activity.